Strongylus vulgaris is the source of this 318-nucleotide messenger RNA. NCBI's taxonomy places the organism in Eukaryota, Metazoa, Nematoda, Chromadorea, Rhabditida, Strongylidae. The record is from the annotation of a GenBank genome assembly.
UUGUACGAAGGUUUAAUAUAUUUAGGAUUUGGCAGAUUGGUGCAGGAUAACGCACCAGCCCAUACAAGCCGUACCCUAAACAAGUUUGAAGAACGGGAUAUAGAGACCUUGGAUUGGCUGGCAGAGUCUUCUGAUUUAAAUCCUAUCGAACUUGUGAAGCAGCGCAUUCGAAAUCUUGACGAUUUGAAGGUAGCGAUUGUUUCGUAUUGGAAAACCAUAAUACCAGAGACGUGCAAGAAAUACAUUAGUGGAGUCGGGAGGAAAAUGAAUAGAGUCAAUGAACAAGGAGGAAGAAACAUGAAUGGAGAUGAACAGUAA